AACCUCAUUUUGGCAGGCUCAAACACAACGUCGAACAACUUCAAUGACUGCUUCAUAAAUCCAUCAACUUGAGAAAGGAAGCCUUCCAUGGCCUUUGAUUGCGAAACCGACUUCCCGACGGAAAUCCCAAGCUUCCCGACAUAGUACUCUUGCCAGCUGUCUUUUAAUAGUCUGGAUUCAACAACCUCCUCUUCUCUCCUUCCAAUAUGUGGACUCCAUGUCUUGAUGUCUGCUACAAUCAAUUACGCCCUCAAUAUUUCCAGCAACAUCAACUGUUUCGAUGCUCAUUAGCUCGCAACUUCUUCAAUCGACUCCAAAUGAGGUGGAGGAGCGACGGGGCGUUGCUGAUAAUUCUUCAGCUGGUACAACAAUCUCCGAAGAGGAACUAGGAAGCUACGAGGAUGGGGUGGAGCUAGAAUCUUCCGCUAGAGAUGGCUCUAACGCUGGUUACGGCCGGUUACUUUUCCCAUUCCAAUUUCUAGAAGAAAACUUCGUCGUGGUCCUCUAAGUCCUUCCGAUUUCGAGCUCUACAUAUCAUCUUCAUUCAAGACCACUGGUUGCUCUUUAAAAUUCACCACACCGAAACUCAAGAUCUCCCCCUCCGAGCAUAAUGUGCGUUUGUAUCGCUGCAACCGUUCUCUAUGUGCACUGCAGCUUCUUGAACCAAAGCCUCUGUGAUGCUUGAAUUCAUCUUCUCACGAAUCUCUCUCCACCGAAACCAAGUUUUAAUCCUCUCAAAGCAACCAACCAGAUCUCAAACCUAGUAGCGCUUAUUGAUAGAAGCACAAUUGUCAUCGUAGCAUAUUUGUUUCGCAACAUCCAUCUCAUCAGACUGAACAUCCCAUUAGAAUCUCCACCCAAUCAAGAAUCCAAUUCCUCCACGUCCUGGUUCUAGCUGCAGAAUCACGAGUUCAGAGGCAGAGUCGUCAUCAAUCGAGUUUGGAAUCGAUUGUCUCCAUUUUCUCACCGGACUUCGCUUGUGUAGGUCUACCUGGCUUUAGCUAUUGGCUGCGACUUGCAAGCCAAUACGUGUCUUCUCUGCCACCGCUAGCAUCACUUAUCUCUCUCUCUCUCUCUCUUUUCCUCCUCACACACAUAGGCGGGUGGUGGCCACAGGUGACCACCGCCACCGGAGACAGAAAACACUUUAGAUUUUCCGAGGCUCUGAUACCACCAUGUGAACAUAAUAGAAGGGAAACUUGAUUAUAUUAUCACAGAACAAAGAAACAUUUUUAAAUACA
This is a messenger RNA of Linum trigynum, 1241 nucleotides long. The record is from the annotation of a GenBank genome assembly. Lineage: Eukaryota; Viridiplantae; Streptophyta; Magnoliopsida; Malpighiales; Linaceae.